Cydia strobilella is the source of this 4225-nucleotide messenger RNA. RefSeq lists its product as uncharacterized. The transcript has 10 exons. Bases 125 to 1408 code for a protein of 427 amino acids. NCBI's taxonomy places the organism in Eukaryota, Metazoa, Arthropoda, Insecta, Lepidoptera, Tortricidae. The record is from RefSeq and is a predicted model, not a curated record.
UCGGACGCAUCAAAUCAUUUGAUCACGCGUAUGCCGCCCCGCCGUCACCGGUGACGUGCCGACUUGUACAGCAGGCGUGUGCCCGCACCGCCGGUUGUUCUGUUGUUGACGACCACGCCGAGACAUGCCUACCUACUACUUCUUGGUGUUUACCGGCACUUAUACACUGGUGCAGGCGCUGAUUCAAUUCAUUAUUUCACUUAUAGCAAUCGCACAGCAUUACUGUGUAAUAAACUUUCUCAGAGGGUAUCCGCUCUUGAUUUACAUCCGGAUGUUAUAUUUUCAUAACCCAAGUAGUUGUGGGACCGAUAUUAACAUCGGGGAAAGCCUGGAGGACGUAGCCAACGAAGCCUACGUCUACCAAGCCUCCAUGUCUUUCGUCACUACCAGGGCAUUUAUAUUCAGCUGCAUUAGCAUCGGAUUAAGCGUGCUUUGGGCGGCUGGAAGCAUUGUACUAAUCAAAGGAGGAUGGAGGAAGCACCAUUCGAACCACGUACACUGGCCGUGGGUUGCAGUUUCUUUUCUUGUUGGCCUAGAGGACAUAGUCGGCAUAUUAUGCUACAUCAAUGAUUCUUUUCAUACAGAAGUAAGUAAAUCUCCUAGAAUCACAAAAUGGGCGUCGAGAACCAUGGCUCUCCUUCAUGGACGAUUCGGCAUCUGCUUACUCAUCAAUCUAGGGCUCAUUAUUUUUACAAUACUGGAUUGCUCCCGGUACCGGACAUCAGUCACGUCUUCAGAGAUAGAGCGAACUGGUAACUUGACCACGAGCCCGGAGGCCAGCAGCAAGGCGGAGGAGGGCAGCGACGAGCCCACGUUGAGCGAGCCGAGCGAACCGGUGCUGGUGACGAACAUCCCGCGCCCUGGCCUCACUCGGUCUUUCCGCUCUAUGAAGGACAUGCUUUUCCGUAGAUCGGCUUCUAUGAACUCGUUAGAGAACAGGAGCAAACACCGCGUGAACUUCAUGGGCGAGGUGUCUACCUCCAAUCCCAUCCAGCCCCCGCACAGCUUCGAGAACCUCAUCGCGGAGCAGCAGCGGCGCCUGCGCGGGGCCACGGUCGACACCGCCGGCCGCCGUGGCUCUAUGCAAACCGCGACCAGUCUUCCUCACCUGACUACCACCAAUAUGCAAGAAACGUCCCGCGGUGGGCGCAGCACAGCCGGGCAACUACCGGGCCAGAUGCCGUGGGCAUACAUCGCGGGAGCCCCGGCCAACCGCAUGAGAGACCAGCUGCCUCCAGACGAGGACCUCCCCCCUGUCCCACUGCCCGACUACACUGCGUUUCAAUCUCACAGGAAAGCAUCCGUGCAUCGGGCAGCAUCGAGCCUAAGUUCAUUGACACAAAAGAAGGACUACACUAAGUCCAAAUCCUCUCAUCCCGGGUCAGCACAAGUUGAUGUGUUGUACUAGAGAGGAAAGCAGCAACCCGAAUCGAAUAUUGAUGGAGAAGUAAAUCAAGGUAGUCUUCAACCAUCACCUGAUUUCUCGACCGACGUCACAUGUGUGUGACAUGGGCCCUAAUUCUCAAAACGUAUUAAUCUAAAAAUAUUAGACCAAGAGCUAAUAUUGUUUCUCGAAGCUACACUGGUAAAUUAUUAGUUUACGAAUAUUCUUUUUUUUUAAACUACGUCGGUGGCAAACAAGCAUACGGCCCGCCUUAUGUUAAGCAGUCUCCGUAGCCUAUGUACGCCUGGAACUCCAGAGGAGUUACAUGCGCGUUGCCGACCCUAACACUCCUCUCCCUCGAGCUCUGGCAACCUUACUCACCGGCAGGAACACAACACUAUUAGUAGGGUCUAGUGUUAUUUGGCUGCGGUUUUCUGUAAGGUGGAGGUACCUCCCCAGUUGGGCUCUGCUCUAGAUCUGGAAUGACAUCAGCUGUCCUGUGCCCUACCACACAAAGCGAGACGUCAUUCACAGUGCCCAUACCUCUCUUUUGGACGUAGUUUAAGGACAUACCCGGGUCCAAAUUCAUGAAUGAGUCGGUUUUAAACCGGUAUAAGUGUUUAUAAAAAAUGAGCAAAUAGAACAAAAUAUCGCUGUCGAGUCCUCGUAAGAUUCUGAACCUUUUAAACUCAGCUUUUUAACGUAAAUUUUUCAUUGAAUACAUUUUAACCGCUUUAAGACCACCACCACCACCUUACAGUACCGUUGAACAUAUUUAGAAAUGCGACAGUGUAAAAAGUUAAAGUCCCAUUGCAUAAAACUCUUGUGUUAAUGAGUUUUAAAUUAUGUAACCUGGGACUUUAUUUUAAGAUUUUGAAUAUUUAUUUUGUCUUUAUAAUAACUUCACGUUAUUAAACUUUUGAAGCGUCUAUUAUCUAAGAUAGUAUAUGUACCUAUGCAUGUUUUGUUAUGUAAAUACCUACCUACAGGUGUUCAGAGAUAGACAUAUGACACUUACUUACCUAUUUGUUUUGUGUGGAUCAUACAUAUAAGUACAUCAAUUUUAGGAUUCCUUACUUAAUAAUUACUAAUUCUAUAAAUUAAGUAAGGUUUAGACCUUUUGUAACAGUACUCGUCUCGUACAAAUUCAUUAAAUUCUAUAAAUUAUUUGGACUAAUUUUGCUUAUCAAUAAUAAUAAGUGAUAUUUAGUGAGGAAAAGCAAGGGAGUGUUAACUCAAUACACUAAUGCAAAUUACGUUUAACGAUCUCAUUAAGUGUGAGAUAGUUUUAAACGUUACUGCACGAAGUUCAGCAAUGCACAGAUUUACGUUCCAAUUUGUUAUUUCUGUUCCCUUUAAGCGCCACUUGCACCAUUCCACUAACCCGGGGUUAACCGAUUAAACCUGGAGUUACCAUGGUUACCAGUAUAAUUUGACACUGGGUUAACGGUUUAAUAGGUUAACCCCGGGUUAAUGGGAUGCCAUAUUUAACAAAAUUUAGUUUCAAUAUUGUGUCUAGAUUGAGCCUUAGUUUGUAGUUAAUAGUCUUUUACUAAGUGAUAGUUUUUAGGGUUCCGUACCCAAAGGGUAAAAACGGGACCCUAUUACUAAGAAUCCGCUGUCCGUCUGUCCGUCUGUACGUCUGUCUGUCUGUCUGUCUGUCACCAGGCUGUAUCUCAUGAACCGUAAUAGCUAGACAGUUGAAAUUUUCACAGAUGAUGCAUUUCUGUUGCCGCUAUAACAACAAAUACUAAAAAGUACGGAACCCUCGGUGCGCGAGUCCGACUCGCACUUGGCCGGUUUUUACUGCUACUACUACUACUUAAUGGCGCAGCGGCCAAAAAUGAGUUGGCCUCCGACACGAGUGUAAGCCAGUCGUCUCGAUCCUGUGCCAUCUCCCGCCAGUUAUCGACAUGGAGUGAUAAUUUUCAAUUGUAAAAAAUCUGAUAUUUAAACUGUAAUUGGUUCCCCGCGAUACAGGCACUGCCUAGUGCGGAAGACCCCUGGAAUGUCUGUAACCUUUAGCUGAAAAAUAAAUGAUCUUUAUUUAUCUUUAUUUAUUUAUUUAUAAAUAAUAAUAUUGUGUUUGAAUAUAUUAGACGUUGUCCUUUUUUUGAAUUGGAGCAUGGAGUUACCCACCGGGGAGCAAAGUAGGACCAUUUUACGGUACCUCGAAGUUUCGUGCAUUUCAUAAUAAAUAACUAAUUUAGAACGUUGUCCCUUGCACAGAGGUUCGAAGAAGCCCAUCAGAAAGAUAGAAUUUAUGCCCGCCCCCGCAUGCCCGUCAUAUUUAUCGUGAAAAAUUGGGGUACAUAUGCGGCUAAAGUGAAACGAAUUAUAAAAAAACAUAUAUAGAUUCGUACAAAAGUUAGGAUAGCUAUAGUAACCGAAAAUUUGCGUUAUUAAUUUCUAGGCCAAAUAGAAAAUCAUACAACUUCCUUCGUACAAAAAGUUGCAUUUGGUAAUUGACGAAGAGCUAAGUAUGACCACCAUACGUCCUGCAGUGCCGUUCUCUCGACUAUUAAUAGGCUCAAAUCAAGAGUGUUUUAAAAGGGAAGGAUAUAUAAAACAGCCAAAAAACUUUAACAACUCCAGCAGGUGUUGGGUUGGUGCAGGCAAAUAUGAAAAAGAGCCCCGUAAAAUAAAAAGCUUGGAAGCUGCCUAUCACUCCUACAGAAAAUUUAGUAAUUAAAAAACUGAUAGUUAUCUAAAUUAAAAGCAGCUUUUUAAGGUAGCAAUCCUAAAAUACAUAGUUUAUUAUCAAUUGCAUCAGCUUUUUUUUCGGUACACCCUUUAGGUAAAUAAUGUUCCUUUCGAGAACAGAAAAGACACAUGUGAGCA